Molecule: messenger RNA, 814 nt
Organism: Aspergillus versicolor CBS 583.65
Lineage: Eukaryota; Fungi; Ascomycota; Eurotiomycetes; Eurotiales; Aspergillaceae
Product: histidine phosphatase family protein
Exons: 1
Coding region: 76-714 (212 amino acids)
Cellular component (GO): cytoplasm
Molecular function (GO): phosphatase activity
Source: RefSeq, a predicted model, not a curated record
CUUAUUACAUCGACCUUAAUCGCAUUUAAGGUCAGUAUUACUCCAGUCCGUGUCUUCAAACAUUCCAUUUUCAUCAUGACAUUGGAAGUCCAUCUCGUCCGCCACGCGGAAUCAACCCACAAUAUUUCCAAAGACUUCUCUCAACCUGACCCCGAGUUGACCGCUCUUGGAAUUCGGCAGGCCCAGCAGCUUAUCCGGUUAUUUCCUGACGCCCCCAGGGUGGGUGCAAUCAUCACCUCUCCACUAAAACGUGCCAUCCAAACCACCCUUGCUGGCUUUUCGCACAUCCUUGAUAAACGCUAUUUCGAUCCCGAAUCUGGGCAAGGCAUAGAAAACGGUGCAACUCUCAUCCUGGACCCAGAUUUGCAAGAGAGGAGUGCGCUUCCCUGUGAUACUGGAUCGGGAUCGGAAGAGCUGGGAAAAGCUUUCCCGAAGCUGGGUGCAAACAAAUUGGUUGACGGCUGGCAAGUGAAAGAGGGCUUGUAUUCUCCAGCCGAUGAGGCGGUAAAAGAGCGGGCGAGAAGGGCGACAUCUCGAAUUUUGGCAGUUAGCGAAGGUCUGAAAGAUCAACGGCGUACCCAUAUUGUGGUUGUGACACAUGGCGUUUUCAUGAAAUUCUUGUCAGGAGACCCAGAGAUUGAUCUCCCGAAAGCAGACUGGAAGAGCUAUAGUAUUGGGUAUCACCAGUCCGAUAUUGCUUUGAUGCCACUCUAGCGAUCAUUUGAUUGCCCAAUGGUGGUGAUCGGGCCACGUUGAUAUCCUUCAGCUGUGAAUAGGAGAACUGAUUGUAGCCCCAGAUACAACGUUAGGUCAA